CGUUCGGGCGCUCCGCAGUGGUUUGAUUCGUGACUCGCGCAGAGCGGGGGCCCAGCGGCUGUGCCGAGAGUCUGUCUGACGGCCCCACUUGUUUUCUUACAGCGCGCUCAAAAUACCACUCCAUGUGAGGUCACGGCUGGGGGCUGAAAGUCCCAUCAUCCUUCGAGGAAUAUUUAUUAAUGAAUCUCAAGCCCACAAUGGACCCCAAACGCAAUCCAAGGCAACUGAGGCCCCUAAGCCCCUCGGCUUCGGCUUGGUAAUGACCAUGGCAUCUCAGACAUCCCCCAACGAUUUCAUCAACAUUACCAGACCUCAAUCACAAGCCCUAAGCAUGAACGGCGAAGCUUUCGCUGCGGCGCCGCGGCAGAGGCUGCCUGUCAAAAAGCAAGCACCCCAGAAGAGCAUCGACGAGUUCUGGGAUAAGUUCACAACAAAGCAUCCCGGGAAGAUCUUCACGAUACUACCCGAUAACCUAUACGCGAAACGCGCCGCUGCGCAUGCGCCAAGGGGAUCUAUCCCCGGCAAGAGUGCUCUUGCAUCUUACGAAGAAGCUGUCCAGGCGUGCAAGGCAAAGGUAGCUAAGAUUGUCAAGGAAUGUAGGAGGCUGAACCAGAAGUAUCGCGAUCCACAUUUCGACAUCGAAGCCGACUUCAAGCGGUCGCAGGCCUCUCCAGAGAUACCACCCGACUGCUUGACGACUCUUGACAAGGAGAUAUCUGAGUUUCAACCCAUGUCAGUCAAGAGAGUAGAGGACAUUUUCGAAAAGCCUCAAUUCUUCAUAGAGGGCGCGACCGCGAACGACGUGCGACAAGGCAAUGAUGGCGAUUGCUGGUUUAUGUCAGCUUUGGCGACCAUCAGCAAUAAAGAGGGACUGAUACAGCGAGUAUGUAUUGCUCGUGACGAGCAGGUUGGAGUUUAUGGAUUUGUUUUCCACCGAGAUGGCGAAUGGAUCUCGGAGGUCAUCGAUGACAAGCUAUACCUCAUCAAGGAGGACUUUGAUGAGGCCAAGAUCGAGCGCUAUCAUUGGUUGGAGCUACAGAACCGCAAGAUGCCUGAAGAAGAAUACCGUACAGUCAUGCAAACUGGCUCGAGGGCUCUAUACUUCGCGCAAUGUAGCGACUCCAAUGAGACUUGGCUGCCGCUACUCGAAAAAGCCUUCGCGAAAGCGCACGGUGACUACUCGGCAAUCGAAGGUGGAUUUGUGGGCGAAGGGAUCGAAGAUCUGACUGGCGGAGUAACCUCGGAGGUAUUUGCAACUGACAUUCUGGACAAGGACAAAUUUUGGCGAGAAGAACUCAUGAAAGUCAACAAGACAUUUCUCUUCGGCUGUGGCCAGAUGGGCGGCAUAUAUGGAGAGCGAAAAGGCAUUCAGGAGAAACAUGCAUACUCGAUUAUGGAAGCCCGGGAGAUUGACGGUCAACGCCUACUCAAGCUGCGCAACCCGUGGGGCCGGUCCGAGUGGACGGGCCGCUGGAGCGAUGGGUCCGAAGAGUGGACACCCGAAUGGAUGCAGAAGCUUGACCACAAGUUCGGUGACGACGGGGUGUUCUGGAUUUCUUACCGGGACCUGCUUCGGAAUUACCAACAUUUUGAUCGUACCAGACUCUUUGGACCGGAAUGGACGGUGUCUCAACAGUGGACCAGCGUCAACGUCCCGUGGAGCGUGGACUAUCUCGACACCAAAUUCAAAAUCCAGCUGGACAAACCCGGUCCAGUUGUCAUUGUGCUCAGUCAGUUGGAUGACCGCUAUUACCAAGGGCUGGAAGGACAGUACGAGUUUCAUUUGCAGUUCCGCCUUCACAAGGACGACGAAGACGAGUACAUUGUGCGUAGCAAUGGUACCUAUUACAUGAAACGAUCGGUGUCUACCGAGCUGGAUCUGGAGGCUGGAAGCUACACAGUACUUCUCAAGAUCAAAGCUACAAGAUCUGAAGGCCAGACUCCCGACGAGGUCAUCAGGGCGACUUGCACCAAGCGACGUGAGAAGCUAUUAGCGACCGGCUUGUCUUAUGAUUUAGCUCAUGCCAAGGGUCAAUUUCGAGAACAUGAAAAGGAAAAGGCCCACCGACGGCGCGAACAGAAGAGCGAAAGGAACAAAGCCGAGGCAAAGCGAGUGUACGAGCGCGAAAAGAAAUUGCGCAAGAAGCAGAAGCUUCGCGAACAGAAGAAAGCGGCUAAGGAGACGCGAAGAAUGAACCCCUCUGGCGAGAUGAGAGAGGUCGAGAAAAGGCUGCAGGACCUAAGUGGUUUGGGCAUUGCCGUCGAAGAAGAAAACCAUACAGCCAGUGAGGAAGAGCCGAAGCCCAAUCAUCCUGCCGUCACGCGGCACCAACGUGCUGCAAGCGCCAGUGUCGUCGGUGAACGUUCUUCGAGCCCAAGUGGCUUCCAUGGCCGCGGUGGAUACAAUCGCGGUCGUGAUGGCUAUAAUGCAGCCCUCCCGGGAGCACUUCAGGGUCGUGGGGGCUACAAUCGUAACGAACAGCACAGUUCAGCUGCUGUAGAAGGUCUUGCUCUCCAAGGUCGUGGUGGUUAUAACGCUGCAAACUCAGGAUUCCAAGGCCGCGGAGGCUACAAUCAAAACAUGCCUGGAGAAUUCCAGGGCCGGGGUGGCUAUAACUCUGAGCUUCCCGGCUCCUAUCAGGGCCGUGACGGAUAUAACGGUCGUGAUGGGUACAACGGCCGCGACGGGUACAAUGGUCGUGACGGGUACAAUGGUAGAGGCGGAUACAACGAGGGCCAAACUACAGACUCACCGAUACCAACGCCUCUGCCUACCCCCCACACAGAAGAAUUCCGCCCUGGCACACCGGCUGAACUUCCUAACAGUCCCCAACCUGACAGGAGAACCAGGAUCUCUCCAGCACCUUCGCGCCGUGCUACUAUUUCGCCUAUUCCUGUUGUCAGACCCGCCAUUCACAUCACUCGCGGUCGUGGAACAAGUGUAAGCUCGCUGCGAGCCCGACACGGCACAUACUCUCCUAAUGAGAUCUCUGACGACUCGUCUUGGGACUCUGAUCUUGCGGACUCGAUCGAUUCUGAUGCUUCAGAUAACGAAUUGAGCUCGCCGCGUCACAUUUCGCAUGACCAGAUUCGCCGAGUUGACCAAUAUGGGCGAACAUAUUACAUCGUUGAGGACGAGGAUGAGUUUGAACGCGACCCUUGGAACGCAGUCUGUGUCAUUGGUCUUCGUGUCUUCUCUAGAAACGCAGGCGUUUCCAUUGAGGCGCAACACAGUGAGCCAGACAGAAAGCGUGAAGGAGAUGCUGAAAGCGUCGCGAGCGUCAGCACUAUCCGCAGGCGCCACACAGAACUUGACGUGGAUGAUAGCGCGGCUGACGCGACCUCGCCAAUGCGUACCAAGAUUAACGUCGACGAGGCCCUCAGCAGUGCAGAGAGGAGGACUGCUGAGGCUAAUUUGGUCAGCCAGGUCGGAACUGCGCCUGCCGGUAAUGAGUUGAAUCGCCAGGGCACACUUUCCUAAGAUAUUUCGCAAAGUUUCUCGGAAUAUUUCUUUCAUAGGGCGGGCACUCGUUUUGUUUCACUGGUUCUAUAGGUUUUGGGCGCGUAUGGCGUUGUAGACGAUGUAUCUGUCUUUACAUUCGUAGCAUUCCUCUAAAUAACGAUCGAUUUUUCACUACAAAGGAAGUUUGCCAAACCUUUGAGCGCCCGUGUUGUUCCUGCGCUGAGAACCGGGCGUGUCCACCUCGCUUGAAUCACAACUCAUCCG
Messenger RNA from Boeremia exigua, 3727 nucleotides. RefSeq lists its product as uncharacterized. Gene Ontology annotation, cellular component: cytoplasm. Gene Ontology annotation, molecular function: calcium-dependent cysteine-type endopeptidase activity. The record is from RefSeq and is a predicted model, not a curated record. Bases 260 to 3481 code for a protein of 1073 amino acids. The transcript has 3 exons. Gene Ontology annotation, biological process: proteolysis. NCBI's taxonomy places the organism in Eukaryota, Fungi, Ascomycota, Dothideomycetes, Pleosporales, Didymellaceae.